Eriocheir sinensis (Chinese mitten crab) is the source of this 1445-nucleotide messenger RNA. RefSeq names its product pantothenate kinase 3-like. Lineage: Eukaryota; Metazoa; Arthropoda; Malacostraca; Decapoda; Varunidae. Gene Ontology annotation, molecular function: ATP binding; pantothenate kinase activity. Gene Ontology annotation, cellular component: nucleus; cytosol. The record is from RefSeq and is a predicted model, not a curated record. The transcript is spliced from 8 exons. Gene Ontology annotation, biological process: coenzyme A biosynthetic process. Bases 133 to 1410 code for a protein of 425 amino acids.
GGCAUGAGGAGUGUACUAAACCAUUAAACCCUUCCUCAGCUACUCAGUUCCUCCUCUCCCACCACAGGAGGCUCAUGUGACCCUCCUCCUCCUCCUCCUCUUCCUCUUCCUCCUCCUCUUGAGCACUCGAUUAUGCCGGUGGAGAGGUCGCCCCCCGCACCCACCAGCCCCCUCGGCAACCCCCCCGCCCCCUUUCUGGCUGCAAACGGGCAUGAUGGAGUGGCUGUAGCGUCGACCCACAAGAGUACCAUGGAGCAGAAUGGGUUGGAGCAGAAUGGCGCCACAACACACCCCUACAUUGAGUCACCUCCUCCCAUGCCUUGGUUUGGUAUGGACAUCGGAGGAACCCUGACCAAGCUGGUGUACUUUGAGCCCACGGACCUGAGCGAGGCAGAGGAGGAGAGCGAGGUGGAGACUAUCAAGAACAUUCGGAAGUACCUCAAGAGCAACUCAGCCUAUGGGGAGACAGGCCACCGAGACGCCCACCUGCAGAUGGAGAAUGUGAGCGUCGGCAACAGGAUAGGAACACUCCACUUCAUCCGCUUCCCCACCUCGGAGAUGCCACAGUUCCUCGAGUUGUCCAAGAGCAAGGGCAUGGCCACCCUCGCCUCAACCAUCUGUGCCACGGGCGGGGGAGCCUACAAAUUUGAGCAAGACUUCCAGCGCGUGGGUAUCAAAGUGUGCGUCAGCCCCUCUCCCCCCCCAGCUGCCGGAGGACCCCCAGGUGAGGUGAAUCUGACCCUGCACAAGUUUGACGAGCUGGACUCCCUCAUCCACGGCAUUGAGUACAUCGAGGACAACAACAUGGACCGGGAGUGUUACUACUUCCUCAACCCCCGCUGUGAGGAGCUCUGCCAGAAGGUCACUUUUGACUUCAGCAACCCUUACCCCUUCCUGGUGGUAAACAUUGGCUCCGGGGUCAGCAUUCUAGCAGUGGACGGCCCCGACAACUACCGUAGGGUCUCUGGCACCAGUCUGGGGGGCGGCACGUUCCUGGGUCUGUCGUGCCUCCUCACCGGGUGCAAGAGCUUUGAGGAGGCCAUAGAGCUGGCGGCCCGCGGCAACAACGAGAAUGUGGAUAAGCUGGUGAGGGACAUCUACGGAGGGGACUACCAGAGAUUUGGCCUCGGCGGGGACAUUGUGGCCUGCAGCUUCGGCCACAUGAACAGUGCAGAGAAGAGGGCCAAGGUGUCGCGCGAAGACCUGGCCUGCGCCACGCUCAUCACCAUCACUAACAACAUUGGCUCCAUAGCCCGCAUGGUGGCAGCCAAUGAGAAGAUCGAAAAGGUCCUGUUCGUGGGUAAUUUCCUGCGCGUGAACCCCAUCUCCAUGAAGCUCUUGUCCCACGCAAUGGAGUUCUGGUCGGGGGGUCAGCUCAAGGCGAUCUUUUUGGAACAUGAGGUUUGUUAAGGAGGGGGAUGUGUAAGACUAAGGACUUUGCAUCA